Messenger RNA from Poecilia reticulata (guppy), 7265 nucleotides. RefSeq names its product microtubule-associated serine/threonine-protein kinase 1. Gene Ontology annotation, biological process: cytoskeleton organization; intracellular signal transduction; peptidyl-serine phosphorylation. Gene Ontology annotation, molecular function: magnesium ion binding; protein serine/threonine kinase activity; ATP binding. The record is from RefSeq and is a predicted model, not a curated record. NCBI's taxonomy places the organism in Eukaryota, Metazoa, Chordata, Actinopteri, Cyprinodontiformes, Poeciliidae.
GGGAACAUUAGAAAUAUCGCGUUAUUGCUUCUCGCUUCUGUGACUCCAUCCGCUUCCCUGGAAGUUAACAUUAAAAAAACAAGCAAAAAAAAAAACAAACUAUGAAUGAAUGAACGAAUGAAAGCAGAGAGGGAAGUGGGUGCGUGUUUUGCGGGAGGAGGCGCUAAAUGUUAACGGCAGAGGAAGAAGCAGAUCUGCGGCGGAGGAGCUCAGUGAGGAUGAGCAGCGCGGCUCCUGUAACCCGCACCGCGCAUCCCUAAUGAGGAACAACGGCGUUUGUGGACGCGUCGUUCUUUGUGUGCAGACGUGGAAAUGCGCUGACACAUUUUUGACUCUGACAAAAGAAGAAGAGGAAGAGGAAGAAGGAAGAAAAGAAAAAAAGAAGCAGAGCGGAUGAACUUUGAUUCGGACCAUCCCGCACGAGGCCUUUCUGGCGCCCAGCUGGGCAGCGCCGAAGCCCCGCAGAAGUCCAGGAUGCUCCAGGGAUCCGGCAGCCGUGGAUCCAUGAGCGCGUAGAGGGCGAGCAUGUCUGACCGCAGAGAGGCGCAGACGGGGCGCAGACCGCCACCACGCUGAAAGGAGCAGCACCGUUUGUUGUUAGGAGAGAUUAUAAGAAUUUUUUUUAUUUCGUUUUUCUAUGAGAAAGAGGGAAAAUCAGAGAGAGCGAAUGGGAACGCUUGACAAGCGCGCGCGUCCGCGGAUUUCCUCUACGUGACCCCGGUCUCAUUCAGAGAGCGAAUCCCGGCCGCUGUGUGUGUGUGUGUUUUUGUGUUUGGGGUGGACAGUUCGGAUGCAUUCGCCCUCCCUGCUCAAAGGGACAUAUCGGUUCAGGGUCAGAGGAUUGAUUUAGCGAGGCGAGGGGAACCCCUGCAUGGCCGCUUCAUUACGCCAUGGAUGACUCGGGGAUAAUCAGGCGCCGCAGGCUGCAGGACUUGCCGCUGCCGCGCAAGAACAGCAGUUGUCGCACGAGCAACAGAAAGAGUCUGAUCCUGACGACCACGUCUCCCACGCUGCCUCGCCCGCACUCCCCUCUCCCGGGUCACCUCGGAAGCAGCCCCCUGGACAGCCCCAGAAACUUCUCCCCGAGCAACCCCGCACACUUCUCAUUCGCCUCCUCCAGAAGAGCGGAUGGGAGGAGGUGGUCUUUGGCGUCUUUACCCUCCUCUGGAUAUGGCACCAACACUCCCAGCUCAACGUCGUCCAGCUCCUCUCAGGAGCGGCUGCACCAGCUGCCCUCCCAGCCCACCAUGGACGAGCUCCACUUCUUAUCCAAGCACUUUGGCAGCACCGAGAGCAUCACGGACGACGACGGGGGCCGCUGCUCCCCGCACAUGCGCCCGCGUUCCCGCAGCCUCAGCCCGGGACGCUCCUCCUCCUGCUAUGACAAUGAGAUCGUCAUGAUGAACCAUGUGUACAAAGAACGGUUCCCAAAGGCCACGGCGCAGAUGGAGGAGAGGCUGGCCGAGUUCACCCACGCCUUCUCGCCCGAGAGCGUUCUUCCUCUGGCCGACGGAGUCCUCAGCUUCAUCCAUCACCAGAUCGCCGAGCUGGCCAGAGACUGCCUCGCCAAAUCACGCGAGGGUCUCAUCACUUCGGUCUACUUCUUUGAACUGCAGGAGAACCUGGAGAAGCUGCUUCAUGAUGCCUUCAAGCGCUCUGAAAGCUCUGAAGUAGCCUUUGUGACGGAGCUGGUGAAGAAGCUUCUAAUCAUCAUUUCCCGACCUGCGAGGCUCCUGGAGUGUCUGGAGUUUAACCCAGAAGAGUUUUACCAUCUCCUGGAGGCAGCGGAGGACCACGCCAAGGAGGGUCAUCUGAUGAAAACUGACAUUCCCCGUUACAUCAUCAGCCAGCUGGGGCUGACCAGGGACCCGAUAGAAGACAUGGUGAACCUGGAAAGUUAUGACAGCGAGGGACCAGUGACGCCUGAAACAGACGACUCCACAGAGGGAAAGAUCAGAGCAAUAAAACCUCCAGGAGAAGCAGACUUCCAGACCAUCAAGCUGAUCAGUAACGGAGCGUACGGCGCCGUGUACUUGGUGCGUCAUUUGGAGACUCGCCAGCGGUUUGCCAUGAAGAAGAUCAACAAGCAGAACCUGAUCCUGAGGAACCAAAUCCAGCAGGCGUUUGUGGAAAGGGACAUCCUGACGUUUGCAGAGAAUCCCUUCGUCGUCUCCAUGUUCUGUUCCUUUGAAACGCGCCGCCAUCUCUGCAUGGUCAUGGAGUACGUGGAAGGAGGGGAUUGUGCCACUUUGCUGAAGAACAUCGGGGCUCUGCCUGUGGAAAUGGCGCGCAUGUACUUCGCAGAGACCGUCCUCGCCCUGGAGUACCUACACAACUACGGCAUCGUCCACCGAGACCUCAAGCCUGACAACCUCUUAAUAACGUCAAUGGGACACAUCAAGCUGACUGACUUUGGUCUGUCUAAGAUUGGCCUGAUGAGUCUGACCACCAACUUGUACGAAGGGCACAUAGAGAAGGACACACGGGAGUUUUUGGAUAAACAGGUGUGUGGAACCCCGGAGUACAUCGCUCCGGAGGUGAUUCUGCGUCAGGGUUAUGGGAAGCCAGUGGACUGGUGGGCAAUGGGCAUCAUUCUGUAUGAGUUCCUGGUGGGCUGCGUGCCUUUUUUUGGAGACACGCCGGAGGAAUUGUUUGGACAAGUCAUCACAGAUGAUAUAGUGUGGCCAGAUGGAGACGAGGCUCUUCCUGUGGAUGCCCAGCACCUGAUCUCCUCUCUGCUGCAGACCAAUCCUCUGGUGCGACUGGGCACAGGUGGUGCUUUUGAAGUCAAGCAGCACUCAUUCUUUGCAGAAGUGGACUGGAACAGCCUGCUGAGACAGAAAGCUGAGUUCAUCCCUCACCUGGAGUCAGAAGAAGACACCAGUUAUUUUGACACUCGGUCAGAACGCUACCAUCACGUCCAGUCCUACGACGAAGAUGACACCAACGACGAUGAGCCAGUGGAGAUCCAUCGCUUCUCGUCCUGCUCCCCUCGCUUCAGCAAGGUGUACAGCAGUAUGGAGCAUCUGUGUCAGCUGGAGCACAAACCGCACACUGUGACUCUACGGGAGCACAAGGUUCCCAGGGAGGACCGGGUAGCCAAGAGAGAAAGCUUGGGAAGCGUCACCCUACGAGACAAGAGCUGGAGGACAAGUUCACCAGAAAUGAAGCGCCUGUCCUGUUCAGAGUCCUUCUUCACUGAAAGUGACUCCAGCCCGCCGUCCGGGGCUCGCAGGCGUUUCUCCGCCCUGAUAGAUAUGACCCGUUUCGCCUCACCUCAGGAGCUGGACGCCGAGCCGCUGGGUCCAGGGAAGCAGCCUCCCGUCAAGAUCAGGGGCGCUUCCCUGGAAGGGGCCAUCCCCUCCCAUGGAGACCUAAGAACGCUCCUUAAAGACGACAAACUUUUGAGACAUGCUGACGCGUCGCUGCCUCUGCCAGGCAGCACGAGCAGUCUGGGUCUUCCUGAUCUCCAGGGGCCCCGUGGGGCCACCACGGACCUGGUGUUACGGAGGGUUCGACACCAGCAGCUCUCGUCCGAAGGAGACAAGCGAAACCCGCGACCAGGAACUAAAGUCAUCAAGUCUGCGUCGGCCACUGCUCUGUCUGUCAUCAUUCCAGCAGUGGAGCAGCAUGGUGCGUCCCCGCUGCCCAGUCCCAUGUCUCCUCGCUCCCUGUCGUCCAACCCGUCCUCCCGCGACUCGUCUCCAAGCAGAGACUUCUGUCCCAUGGUGAACGUCCUGCACUCUCCCAUCACCAUCCACCGCUCCGGGAAGAAGUACGGCUUCACCCUCCGGGCGAUCCGGGUCUACAUAGGAGACAGUGACGUUUACAGCGUGCAUCACAUGGUCUGGCAUGUUGAAGAUGGAGGUCCUGCUCAGGAGGCUGGACUGAAAGCUGGAGACCUCAUAACUCAUGUAAACGGGGAGUCAGUCCAUGGCCUAGUUCAUACAGAAGUAGUGGAGCUCAUCCUGAAGAGUGGAAACAAAGUUACAGUUGCGACUACUCCCUUUGAGAACACUUCCAUAAAGCUGGGGCCUGCCCGCAAGUCCAGCUACAAAUCUAAAAUGGCACGUCGCAGCAAAAGGACCGGAGUCAAGGAGGGCCAAGAUAAGAAACGAAGCUCACUCUUCAGGAAAAUCACAAAGCAGUCCAACCUGCUUCACACCAGCCGGAGCCUCUCGUCCUUAAAUCGCUCACUUUCAUCUGGAGACAGCCUGCCGGGGUCCCCUACCCACAGUUUUACUGCCCGCUCCCCCACGCAGAGCUACCGCUCCACUCUGGAAUCCCCUUAUCUGGGUACGUCAUCCCAGAGCAGCUCUCCGGCAUCAAGCACUCCCAACUCCCCAGCAACUUCCCACCACAUGAGGCCCAGCUCCCUUCAUGGUCUGUCCCCCAAACUUCAUCGCCAAUACCGCUCGGCACGCUGCAAAUCCGCCGGUAACAUCCCACUAUCCCCUCUGGCUCACACCCCGUCCCCCACCACCUCCUCCCCUCCACCUCUUUCGGGCCACACGGUGGGGAGCUCCAACACCACCCAAAUGUUCCCUGCCAAGCUACACUCCUCACCUCCAGUCGCCCGUCCUCGUCCCAAAAGUGCAGAGCCGGCCAGGUCUCCCCUGCUGCAGCGGGUACAGUCUGCGGAAAAGCUCGGGGCGCCCAUCCUACCUUCCUCCUCUUCGUCAUCGUCGUCACCUUCCCCUUUGACCGGAGGAGUGUUGUUGCGCAAGCAUAGCUUAGAGGUGUCUCACGGGGACUACAGGAGAGAGUCCUUCCACUGCGAACACAGUCUGCAGAGUUUGCUGGAGAUAGAAGGAGAAAAUGGACCUGCUCCACCCUCUCCAUCCUCGUCUUCCUCCCCUUCUCCUCCUAUGGGAGCAGAGAUAGGAUCGUUGAACCAUGUGAGGAGGCUGGGGAGGCAGGAAUCACUGCUCAGCAGAGACACACUUGUGACAGUAAAGGAGAAAGAUGUCAUUCCGUCAGCGUCUGAGCUCUCCGGGUUGCCAAAUGCAAGAUCAGUUCCUCCAACAGAGUCUAAGACCAGUGUUGAUACAAGCAAGGCACCACUCAAGGAGGUUGCAAGGAGUAGCGGAAGUACGAAGGCAGUUGAAACAAAGGCUAGUACCUCAUCUACAGACAUCAGAGCAGGUGCUGGGAUCAAGCAUUUAGGUACAAAAGUGUCAACUUUGGAGGCAACAGACUUUCAGACCAAAGCUAGAGAGAAAACUCCAGACAUAUCCAAGAGCCCACAACAAGACACAAAGCAGCAGAGUGUGCAGACAGAUGCAUUACAUGUUACCAAAACUCAGGAGAAGAUAGAAGAGAAAGAAAAAAGCACUGUCUGUGAAAAGAAAGCAAACCUCCAGAAAACAUUGACCACUGAGCAGUGCAAGCAGCAUAUAGGCUCAGAGACUGGAGAUAAAGGAGGUAUUAGUGGAUGCGACAGGGCAACUGAUACGACAAAGACCAAAGUACCUGGACCGCCAGUUCCACCCCUGGCUAAAACGCACCCCGCACCCAGGCACAGAGCAGAGAAGUCGGCAAGCAGCAGCCGUGGUGUCAAAGAGGAGAAGGCUCAACUGGAAGUCCUGGAGGAAAACCCAGCGUCCCCUCCCUCAAACGCUGCCUCGCCAUGCUCAGGCAAACUACGGGCCAUGUCUCCGGGGGACAAGACCAGCUUCGUCACCCAACUCACAAGUGUGGCUAAGACGGUGCUGGGUCCCAUGAAAGGAGGGUCUCAGGAGGGCAGCAAGGUGAAAGACGCCUCAAAGUCAAGUGAGGAGAAGAAAGGAAGCACAGCGGGGAAAGCAGAGGCCUCGUCCACAGGGGUCCGUCGAGGGGCUCAGGGCUUCACCACGGCCACUGCUCACUCUGAUAAAGGUAACAGUCGGAGCGCUAAACAUCACUCGUGAUGUGAAAGCUUCAGAAACACUGAGACCGCCCCAUGUAAUGCCUUUAACUGUAGCAUCAGACUGACAUAACAUAUGAAUUUGUAUGAGGCAGUGGUAACAAUGCCUGAACAAAAAUAUUUWAAAAAAAUACACCAAAUCGAAAAGAAGUAGAAAAGAUGUCAACAAUGAUCAACUACUGUUGUGAAAAUGUGCACAUGGUGUUUUGAUGUAGACUUGUGUAUGUACUGUAUGCUCAUCUCAACAUGUUGUGUAUAUUGUAAAAAAAAAAGAAAUGCAUAUGUCUUCAUGCAUGUCUGAUUAAGGAGAAUGACAGACUAUUUAAACAGAAGAUGAAUAACAUACUGCAGACCUUGAGAUAGAAAACACUGUGAACAACCUUUCAACUUGACAAGCAGACUUUUGACUGUGUAGAAGUGGGAUUCUGGUAGAAAAGGGCAUUACUCACAUUUCAGCUAUUGGUUCCAGGGAUGUUAUUUAGUUCUAUGCUGUAUUUAUUUAAAGUUCAGGUACUAAAGUGCGUCACCAAUAGAGUGAGUUUUCAUGCCUUCGAUGCCUUGCAAAAAAUGCCCCUUGAACUUUUUUCAAAGCUUUCGUCACAAAUUCUAAAUUGAAUUUAGGUCUGUACUUUGACUGGGCCAUGUCCUUUGAACUAAAUCAUUCAACAGGUUGUCUUCUAGUAUUUUUCUGUACUUCAAAUUAUGUCUGCCUCAAAAGACUACAACCCUCAAGCAGCAAUUUAAUUUUGAUAUUAUAAUUUGCGUGUUCUAUAAUUCACCUAGAGAUUGCAUUUAUGCUGCUCUCUACUGUAGGUUUUUUAUUUUAUUCAGUGUGAAUAUGGUAAAUGUCUAUAGUAAAUAAUGUAGUAAAUAUAAAUGUCUAACUACUUGAAGGAUUCUUAAGUCAAUAACCAAAACUUCAACACAGAUGUCAAACUUGAUUCAACUGAAUGUUUACAAAACAGCCAAGUAAAUUAUUUCUUUAGAAUUUUUCAGCAAAAUUUGAUUUAAGGGAAGCUAAGUGUGGUCAACGUUUUCAAAGUUAGCAAAAACAAAAAAUUAGCUCCGCUAUUAACGUGUUAGCGAAUUAGUGUACCCGCCUCUGACUGGAAUAUUAUGAUUUUAGACAAAAGUCAAGCUUUAUUCAACUGAAAGUUUACCAAACAGCAAAGUAAAUUAGCUUUAGAGUUUGUCCGGAAAUUUUAAUUCAAGGGAAGCUAAAUGUGCUUAACGUUUUAAAGUUGGCAAAUGCACGAAACAAAAAAACUAGCUCCGCUAUUGGGCUUGAAAUUCAUCACCACGGCGAAACCAUCAAAACACCAACUAUCACAUAAAAUUUCAAUAAAAUACAUUGCAGUUG